Molecule: messenger RNA, 3097 nt
Organism: Drosophila ananassae
Lineage: Eukaryota; Metazoa; Arthropoda; Insecta; Diptera; Drosophilidae
Product: TBC1 domain family member 31
Exons: 4
Coding region: 84-3035 (983 amino acids)
Cellular component (GO): centrosome
Molecular function (GO): protein binding
Source: RefSeq, a predicted model, not a curated record
CCACUCCUCGAUAAGCACUGGUUCCUGUAAACCGAUAGCACUCUCUUUAUUUGACAAAUUGGUCGUAGUUUUUUAGGUGUAAGAUGGAUGGCGAUUUAAAACUCGGGGAUGAAAAGGUUUCGCCUAGGGAUAUGGCUACGAAUUGGCAGGGCGUUGGAGCAUAUGGACCAAGCGAUGACGAUUCGGAGGAUACUUCGUCCUUCGCCUCAACAGGGGAUGACUUGCAGCUGGAGACAGAGUCCAGUGGACUGCAUUCGGACGAGGAUGUGUUUGAGGUACCUUCGAGCAGCUCUAGCAAAUCCCGGUCCCAGAAGUAUCCCUUUAGACUGAAGCGCAACGAAGCAGGAAACAUUCUGACGGUUCACCACACCCUCAAGGAAGCAGGGAAGCAAGUGCGAAUCCAAAUUGCAGCCUGCUGCUUUAACGAACAAAGCAACCUACUGGUCGUCAUCGACAGGCGUGGCAACGUCUUCGUGUUUGACUUUGUGACAAAAUUCUAUUGGCGGCUGAGUGUGCGCCUACCCAAGGCUAAGAUGAUCCGACCGAUGCCGCUACAGAAGAGUCUUUACAUCGUUGGCAACAGGAUGGGCCAAAUCUGCACCAUUGAUUUGGAAAACUCCCGGAUACGGUCCAGCAGCGAGUUAGGAAGUGAAGCUGUUGAGGAGAUCAGCUGGGGGCAGCGUCUGAAAAGCUCCACCCGGUGCUCCAACGCCCUUGUGCGCUUUGGCCAUCAUGCUGUCCUGAUGAAUCUUGCUUCCCUCGAGGUCUCCCACCAGCUGGAGUUUGAUGACCAGCGGUAUACCCUCAAGUUCGCCGCCUUUCUUCCCAACUCGGAUCACUUUUUUACCUGCUUCUCCAACGAUUCGUUGCACGUGUGGUCCUCGUUUACCCUAAACACCCUAAGAAUGGGUCAGCCCAUUAAGGCUAUGCAUCGUCGCCUGAGACUGCUAGGCGCAGCGGAGUCGGUGCCGGAGAUCAAUCUUUGUAACCCGGACAACAGCGACCUUGAGGACGAUCUUACAUUUGAUUGUCCUGUCCAGGAUUUUUCCAAUGGACUUCUCACUAGCUACUGUUUUACUCCUGAUGGGAAUAAGAUGUGUAUGAGUACACUGGAUGGUUAUCUACUAAUUCUCAGCUCGGCGACGUUUGAUCUGGAGAAGCUUUACCGGCUCACCGACUUCAUAAUACGGCAAAUGGCCUUCCUACCGCAGCCCAAGGAGCGGAUUGUGUUUGCGAUUACCGGAAGAAAUCAAGCUAUUAUAUUGGACUUGGCCAACACGAACCACAAGAUAAUCGUUCAGGGCUCCGAUGCGAUGAAACUGAACCUGAGCCGAGACGGCAAGCUCUUGAGUGUAACCUCUCGUUGCGGAGAGGUUAACGUUUGGUCCACCUGUCGUCUGUUUAACUCCUUGCAGGUUCAGGCCAGGUGCCACAGCAAUGUUAGGUCUACUCUCAAGUUGCCCAAGUCCAUGCCAACCUGCGCCGUCAGUGGCUGCAUGAACCAGGAAUUGAGGCAUCUGCUGAAGCCGAGUAGAUUGCAGGCAAUGCUCAGAGAGUAUGGAUGCUAUCCGGAGAAGUACAGGUUCAUCAUAUGGACCUCACUUCUAGAUCUUCCUUGCAACGGGUCGCAGUUUCAGGAGCUCAUCAAGUUGGGCGUACCCCUGAUGGUCCGGAAACAAGCCAAUAAACUUAAGAUUCGAAACGAUGCCCAGCGACGUGCUGUGAUCAAGGUAUGGGCCUGCCUGUCGCAGUGGUGCAAUGUCCUUGCUCAUGCAGACUUCAUGCCACACCUCAUUUUUCCGUUUGUGAAGCAGCUGCCAAAGAACGGGUUGGUUUCUUUCGAGCUCCUUGCAACGCUGGUCCUCAAUCACUUUCAGCUCUGGUUCGAGUUUCACCCGCUCCCACCGGCGAAUUACCUGGCCAUGUGCGAGAAUCUGCUCCAGCACCACGACGAGCCGCUGUGCAAGUUCUACAAAUCAAUAGAGCUCCUCCCAAAGGACUAUGCGUGGCCGUUGCUAAGUAGUGCCUUUGCUGAGGUUCUGGAGGAAAAUCAGUGGCUAGCGGUGUGGGAUAACAUUGUAACGGAGCCUCCUUGGUUUCCCGUGUUCCUGGUUGUAGCCUACAACUUGACUAACCGUGAGGUUAUCCUUCGACUGGCGGACCGGCGCUCUGCAAUCUCCUUUUUUCACGAACAGAACCCGGUUGAUAUCGGGAAACUUUUGGCCAAAGCCCGUAGGCUGAUGGCGUGUUGUGAGCCAGCCCUGCAUCCACAGCGUUUCAUGCAACGCUUCCGUGCCAUUCCCAAGGGCGUGUACCCGAAGUUUGUCAAGUAUCCCAGCGACUGGAUUGAACAACAGGAAGAGCAGGCCGUGUCCCUCCUAAAACACAACCAGGAAAUCGAUGCCCGAAUACGACAUCUUGAGCUAGAGGAGGUCCGGAUUAUGGAGCGACUGGAAAACGGCCUCAAGCAGGAAGAGCAUGCUCGCCGUCUCAAGGAGAUGGAAAAACUCUACCAGGACACCAUCCACCGGGAGGAGGAACGCAUCACAUGUCAAAGGAAGAUGCUGCUUACCUACCAGAUGGAGGUGCGGCGGCGCAAGAGCGAGGUUAUCUCUAAGCUGCAGGAGUCGGAGCAGCGGCGCAAGGUUCUCGAAAUGGAGAAGGAGAUCGAUAGGCUGAUGCACAGCAUAGAGCGCGAGCGCCGCCGGAACAACCAACAGAUGCAGUUGGCUGAAGACGAGAUUCGAAACCAGGAGAUGGAGAUUCUUGCGCAGCGCUACCUUACCAAUACGGCGGGCGUUCCGCUAGCGCAGAAGUAUUACGGGAACAUGAGAGAGCUGUGCCGGCAAAGGGAUGAGCUGCAGAAAAGCUUGCAGGAGAUGACCAAGGAGCAGCUGUGCACUCCAAGCUCCUCGUCCGCGCCAACCAAUCCCCAGAUGCUGGAUUUUGAAAAGUCAAUUCUGGAAAUCCAGAGAGAGUUUAUGGAAAUAAUCACCAUAGAUUCACGGAGAGGAUGCAGGGGUAAAGUUUUCUAAUUUAAUAGAACAACGGAUUGGGACUUAUUGUACAAAUAAAAUUAGAAAGAAUUCCUAAAUGA